AUGUCCCUGUCCUUCCUGCUCCUCCCUCUGGCUGGCGACCCAGCUGGCUUGGGAGUGGGUAUUGAGGCAGAAAGAGCCCAGGGGAAAUGUGGGAGGCAGCGGGCCAGCCAGGAGAGCUCAGCAGGCUCCUGGUUCACCGGAAGGGACACCUUCGGGCCGUGCUUUAGGAAGAUGCCUUUGGCAGCUGAGUGGAGAGCCGACAGGCUUGAGGCAGGGGGACCAACCAACAGGCGGCUGCAACAGCCGGACCUGAGCGGGUCAGAUCCCACACUGGGGAAGGAGCUCGCUUGCCCCCACCCCUCACCAGGCAGCCUCCCGAGUUGCAUCAAGUGUAACAGAGUUAAACAGGACUUCCUAGACGGCUGGCCGAUCUUCUCUCGGCUUCUCCCGUACCCCCCCCUCCCCCAGAUCGCCGCCCCCCCCCCCUUCCGGACACCCCAGCCUAGGUUCAGCUCAGGCUGUCUUAGACCAACCACAUUUGGCGCCGGGAAAACCCAAACCAACACAAAACCUCCUCCCGGCACGCUGGACAGCCCCCACCCCACCCCCCGCCGGGUAGGGGGACCGUGGCCCCAAAUGGGCCCUCCGGCUGGGGGGCGGGGGUGGGGAGCAGGGCCCAUCAGUGCUCGGGAGCGGAGGGGGAGGCUGGCUGGGGCGGGGCCUCCUGCGGCUUUGGGGGUGGAGGGAGAGGAGGAGGUUGGACGGGGAGGGGCCUUUUGCGGGCACCAGGAAGGGAAGAGGCUGGACUGGGCGGGGCCUCUCCUAGGCUCCGGGGGUGGAGGGCGUGGAGGGAGGCUGGACGGGGCGGGGCGGGCUGACGGGCGGGGGGGGAGGCUCCUCCGGCUCCGGCUCUUACUCCUGCCCCUCCUCCUCCAUCCCCCAUCCUCCGUCCUCCAUCCUCCUCUUCCUCCUCGCAGUCCUCCUCUAGCCCCGCGGUUCCCCGGCCGUGCCCCGCGCUCGCCUCCCCGAGUGGCCGGCUGCGGGCGUUCUCAGGGCCCCGCCGGGGGACGCCAGGCUUGGCUGCGGGCUUUCUCUUUCUCUUCGCUUCCUGGGCACGGGGAGGCCGGGAGGCGGUGGCGGGCGCGGCUUGACCCCCGGAGCCGUCGGGGAGCGAGGAUGAUGUACCUGAAGCCGUCCUGGGCGCAGGGCUGCGGCGGCCUCCUGCACCUGGCCGUCCUGCUGAGCCUAGCGGGGCUCCGCGUGGACCUGGACCUCUAUCUGCUGCUCCCCCCGCCGCCGCCCCUGCUUCGGGAUCCCUGGACGCUGCAGGGGAGCCCCGGCGGCGCCGCCUACGCGCUGCCUUCCUUCCAAGAAGGAGCCGUCGGGGGCUGGGGCCAGCCGCAUCCCAAGCGCCCGGACGGGGACUCAGCCUUGCCGUCCGAGGGGCAGCGGCUGCUGCAGGAGGUGCGCGCGCUGGGGGUCCUCUUCAUCCCGUGCACGCACGUGGAUGCCUGGCUGGUGCAGUGCGUGGCUUCGGCCGGGGGCGCCGACGGGCCCCCGACCCUGCUGGGGAACGCCGCCCCGACCGAGGCGAGCGGGGAAGCGGGCCUUGGAGACCCUGGCGGUAGUAGCAGCGGUGGCGGCAGCGGGCCGGCCCGAGGUGAGGUCAAAGAGCAGGAGGCUAGAGAAGAUAAGCCCCCGACGGCUGCCCCAGCCCCAGGAGGCGUCGAGACCGGCGGCGGCGGCGGCGUCGAGGAGAGCAAUGGGGACGAGAUGGACACAGCCUGGUCUCUGGAAGACAUCUUCCAUUUGAUGGCGCCUCCAAUGGAGAGUUCCCUGGAGGGCAUUUCGUCUCGGCCCCUGCCUCUUCUCUGUAAUAGCAGCAGUGAUGGUGUGGACGCUCCUGGCCAGUACAGCAUGAACUUCAGCCAGGCGAUCAGUCACGACGUAAGCCUCCGUGAGGCCAUGUUGUCAUGCCCGGACGCAUCCAGACAAGACCCAACAGCCGGGCAUCCGCAGACCCAGGAUGCAUUCUUACCACUGAAUUCCAGCAAUGCCCUUCCUCUUCCAGGGAUGGACUGGGCAGGCUUUUCUCCAUCGACGGAGAGUAGGACUAGGAACCUAACAGCCCAAGACCUUCUCUUGGACCUUGAUGAAAACGUAUUUGAUGAGAUAAAUUUAAUAUCUUUUGCCACGGAGGAGGGCUUUGACCCGAUGGAGGUUUCCCAGCUCUUUGAAGAACCAGAUUCUGAUUCUGGACUUUCCUUAAAUUCCAGCCACAGCAGCACAUCCGUGACCAAUCUUAACUCAUCAGCUUCCCUGUGUGAUGAUGAAGGUGCCGUGGGUUACAGUAGUGAUGCUGAAUCUCUCUCUCACCGGGGGCUAGAGGGAGCUGUCGGAGGUCACUGGCUAGAGAGCAGUGAGCUGUGCUGUAUGUCGGAUUCAGAUCUUUCCGGAGAACCUACAUUGGAACAUAUUCUUCACAACCACACUUACUACCUACUGCCAAGCCCACCAUCCUCUGAACCUCUCCUUCCAUGGGCCCAAAAGUCCCACACUGUAAAAAGGAACAGCAACCUUAAUGACCAGGACACCGCCCUGGGCCAGGACAAACCCCACACCAAAACCCUGUGCCUUCCCUUCUCGGUGGAUGAAAUUGUCAGCAUGCCUGUUGACUCCUUCAACAGCGUGUUAGCCAAGAGCUUCCUGACAGAUACACAAGUGUCCCUGCUCCGGGACAUUCGCAGAAGAGGCAAAAAUAGAGUCGCUGCCCAGAACUGCCGCAAACGCAAACUGGAUGUGAUGCUGAGCCUGGAGGAGGAUGUAUGCAGCCUUCAAGCCCAAAGGGAGAGCCUUACACUGGAGAGGGCCCAGUAUAGUAAGUCGCUGCACCUCAUGAAACAGAAGCUACACAACCUUUAUCGGGAUGUUUUCAGUAGGUUAAGGGAUGACCAGGGCAGGCCUGUCAACCCCAACCUGUACGCGCUUCAUUGUGGCCAGGAUGGCAGUGUUUUAAUUGUGCCCAAAGAACUGACUUCCAGUCUUAAAAAAGACAAUCAAAAGGAAAAGGAGAGAAAAUGAGGGGAGGGAUUCUAUAAACUGGACCUCUCUGGAGGGAAGGUUACAUUGGUGAAGGCCGCCUGGGGAAAUGGGGUCACAUUAACAAUUGAAAUGGAAUUGUGAACAUGCUGAAUCUUGGUGACUUCUAAUUCGGCACAGUUUAGGCUACUGCUGUCCAGAGGUGCUCAUUCCUGAAUGAUCAAAUUAACAUUUAACUGACCCAAAAACCCAAGCAAAGUUCUUCAAGUUCAGUUCACGGGGAGGUAUUGCUUAUUGGGGGCAGCCAUGCUUUUCAGCAAGUCUUCAUUCGGUAGGUACCAUACUACCCCUCCCAAAAGAGGUGAUAGACCACAAUUUCUCAGUCAGAAGAAGGAUGUGAAAGCCCGGGACAAACUCUUGGGUAGUGGCCACGUUUUGUAGUAAGAUGGUCACUUUCAAGGCAAAAAAAAAAAAUCCUUUGUUAGAAAAAGAUUCCAUAUUUUCAUAUGGAGUAGCCUCUUAAAAUUCAAAGUGAUCUUUUGUUCUUAUUGAGUUCUAACUCUUUGUGAGUCAAAACUAUUUGGGCUUUUCUUGGCAAAGGUAGUGGAGUGGUUUGCCAUUUCCUUCUCCAGCUCAUUUUGUAGACAAGGAAAC
Vombatus ursinus (common wombat) is the source of this 3633-nucleotide messenger RNA. RefSeq names its product nuclear factor erythroid 2-related factor 3-like. Gene Ontology annotation, cellular component: nucleus. The record is from RefSeq and is a predicted model, not a curated record. Gene Ontology annotation, molecular function: DNA-binding transcription factor activity, RNA polymerase II-specific; RNA polymerase II cis-regulatory region sequence-specific DNA binding. The transcript is spliced from 6 exons. Gene Ontology annotation, biological process: regulation of transcription by RNA polymerase II. NCBI's taxonomy places the organism in Eukaryota, Metazoa, Chordata, Mammalia, Diprotodontia, Vombatidae. Bases 1 to 3021 code for a protein of 1006 amino acids.